Molecule: messenger RNA, 4353 nt
Organism: Mercenaria mercenaria
Lineage: Eukaryota; Metazoa; Mollusca; Bivalvia; Venerida; Veneridae
Product: protein N-lysine methyltransferase METTL21D-like
Exons: 3
Coding region: 1219-1839 (206 amino acids)
Biological process (GO): peptidyl-lysine methylation
Cellular component (GO): cytosol; cytoplasm
Molecular function (GO): protein-lysine N-methyltransferase activity
Source: RefSeq, a predicted model, not a curated record
UUUCAUGUUAGAGCCCAUAAAUUUGGUAUGUGGGGUAUUUGUUUUAUAUUGUCUUACAUUCCCAAAGCAAAGUCUUGUCUUCUCUAUUUACAAAACUUUGCAUCUAGAAUAAUAUAUCCCUGUGAAUUCAGAGACAUAUCUUCAAAAUUUAACAGAAAUGAACAUGAAAAUGACAAAGUUCACUUAUUUUUCAUCUGUGCUUAUUUCUUCAUCUAGAUCUUAAAUACCAAAAUGAGGGAUAUCAUCAUAAUUUGAAAUUCUAUAUGUUGGAUCAUAUUACAGAAAUAAUGGAAAUAAAAAUAACUGUUUAAAAUAACUCCAUAGUUAUUACUACUGGCGAUAUAUAAAAUAUUAACUUAUUUUAGUAUAUGGUUCAUAUAAAACUGUUAAAUUCAGUAAAAUGUUGCCACAAGUUUAAGUUAGAGGGUUAAACUGUUUAAAUAAGAAGAUAUCUGCAAGCACAACUGACGGAAAAUCUCACAUUUCAAGGAAAGUCUUACAAGACACUUAAAUACAUACUACAUUUAAUCUACAAACUGAACUGGCAGAUAAAAUGCUAUUCAUGACUUAUCAAAUGCUACCAAAUGACUAAUUCUUUAAGCUAACAAUGGAUCACUGAUUAUGUGUGCUAAUCUUCCAAUUUCAAAAGCCAUGGAAUGUUUAAGCAAGGUCUUAAAAUAUCUAUUUUGUACAUGAUAGAGUAUAUUGUCUAUCAUUUAAAAACAUUGACUUCUUUAUUUCACGAUCAAUAAUUAUUACAAUACACUAAUGAUACACAGAAGUCAUUUAAUGGCAGAAAAUAGGAAAAUUAAUGCACUUUCAUGUACAAAUAAUAAAUAAGACAUGAAGGAGGAAAUUAAAAAAAGUUUUCACUAAACUUUAAAAUAUCUGCUGAUAAGGAAUGAGUGGAAAUUAACUAGUUUUCAUGCAAGUUUUGCAAAAGUUUUUACUUCCUGAAAUUUUAAAGAACAAAAGCAAUGAUUUGAAUGGAGAUAUCCUUUUAAAGAUUCAGACCACAAAACAGUUAUUAACUAGGGUUAAUACAAAAGCCAAAUGUAAAACCUCAUGGAAUAUUUUACAUUUACAAACUAAAAUAUGCAGUAUUUAUUGUGUGAAUGAGGAAUGAAUAAGAAAAUAAAACACGGGAUUGUCUUACAGGAAUGGAGAUUUUAUUUAAAGUAUAAUGUGCUUUUGACAUUUCUUCAAUGAAAUAUAAUUAUGAACCAAAAAGGAGAAAAUAUAGCAGCAUUUACAGUGUUCUUACUGAUUGUAGUGAACGCCGUGGGUCUAGGUAUACCUGUGUGGUAUAACAAGGAACACAUGCACAGUGUGAACACUACCAUAGAGAAACCUAACUGUAUUGUGCACGUAAACAUUAGGGAAGGCUUGUGGCAGAGGUACUGCCUGGAGAGCAGAGUGGAGAACUGUGAACUUGAUGUUCAAGAAUGGUGUGACAAUCUAGAUUUUCCAGUGUACAAUGACUUUGUGAUAGCAACAGAAAUAUGUGGAGAUCUAAUUCUAUUGUUUGUGUUUGGAACAAUUAUUCGCAGCAAAUGUCGGAAAAAAUCAUUCCACCUUGAGAUGGUGGGGGCAGAGGCAGGUUUAGGAGGAGUGCUUAUGAUCGUUGGUGUUCUAGUCUAUGCAGCAGCAGACAGUGAGAUUGGUUACCAGGCAACAGACCUCCAUGUUGGAUGGGGACUAUGUUUGAGUGCAGGAGGAACUGCAGUGUUGUUGUGUAUAUACUGUAUGUGUAAACAUGUAAAAGCUAUACCCACAAUGCCUGCUGGAUACUUCCCUAUAGAUGAUGAAGAUGAUGAAUUAAUGUUAAUGGAUAUAUAACAAACCAACAGACGGACAGACAGACAUUAUAUACAGUUACUGUUAUAACUGCAAUAUCAAUUGCAAAAGUAAAAACUGCAAAUGUUUUGUGAAUUAAAUAUUUGUUAUAUUUAUAUCUGUAGAGGUUGUAUAAAUUCCCUUUUAUUCCUAGUAGCUAAUUUUUGUAUGCCGAGAUGAAACAACUAACAAGUCUAAAAGGAUUUCACACGCAUGCUACACUAUGCAGAAUUUAGGUUUAACGAGAAUCUACCAGAGGAAGUGCUUUAAAAAUUCUGAUUCUGUAUUUUCAUUUGGUAGCUUAUCAGUAAGCAUAAUAUGCUCUAUGCCAUAGACCACCACUGAUGCUUUAUGAUUCUAUCAACUGCAAUACAAGAGAGCCAGCUAAAACCACUACAAUUGCAGCAUAUCACUGCUUCUGUCUGACACUGCACUGAAAAAAAUGUUGUAGUUAUAUUCUGACAAUCAUUUCUCUAAUGGUACUUACUGGCACUUUUUAUAUUUAAUCUAGAACCUGUUCUAGUAUUUGCCAAGAACUAAUAGAUAGGGGUCAAUUUUAACAAAAAUAUUUGAAAGUACAAUAAAAAUAAGACAUAGAAAAUACACUGAAUGUGUUUUACACGGCUAAAUAUGAUUUUGAGCAGACUAUCAAAAAACCUUGAUGACUGAGGGAACAAUAUUAAAGUAACAUUUAUACAUCAACACUUAAAAUCACACACCAUCUGUCGAUAGUUUAUUCAGUUCUUAACUAUACUGUAACUUCUACUUUAAGAUAUGUAUAGUGACUAUCCAUCCUAGGAUUGUUUUUGCAAAGAAAGUUGAUAUAUUAAGAAGAUGGAAUGGCAGAACAACUAAACUCCUUCUAUUUUUCAUUACAUAUAUAUUUAAUGCAUGACUUAGGUUUUAAACACAAAUGCCAUAACAUCCAAAGUUUUGUAAUAUGGGUUAAAUUUUUUGUACGUUUCUUAAAGAUCUGAUAAUAAGCGCAAUAUAUUUAAGAAUUAAAUGUUAUUUCUUGUGCAUUUAUAUGGGUAUAAACUACAUUGGGACUUCUUGCAGAUCAUCCAAGAAUGGCUAACACUACCUAUAGUUACAUGUUCUUUUUUAAAAUUUUGGUGUACCAGUAAAAUUUUGAAAGAUUUUUUUUUUAACGAUGCCAUUUUUUAAUGGUUUUUUCUUUUGUAAAUGAUGUCAGACUGCAUUUGCAAUCUUGUGGAAAGGGCUGUCCUUGAAAUUAUUACACCAAUGUUGUUUAUAUAGAAAUAAACUCUUUUUCUUCCAUACAUAAUAUAUAGCAAAUGUAAGUAUUAAUUUUGGAUCUGAAAAUAAUUCAAAUAGCUGUAACUGAUUACCUUAGCAAAUUACAUGUACGUUUAGACAAUCUGCACUAAUUCACUUUAUACUGAUAGAUUUCUAUUUGGACCCAAUACCUUAAAAACUGUGACAGAAGAUACCCAAACAAACCAUGUAUUUCUUUAAUGCAUUAUAUACACCAUUUUGUAAAAUUUCAAAGCAGUUACUCUUAAACCUGGCAUGAACAUGUAAGCCACGCCAUGAGAAAACCAACAUAGUGGCUUUGCGACCUGCAUGGAUCCAGACCAACCUGCACAUCUGUGCAGUCUGGUCAGGCUCCAUGCUGUUCGCUAUCGGUUUCUCUAAUUGCAGUAGACUUUAAAAGUGAACAGCAUUGAUCCUGACCAGACUGUGCAGAUGCGCAGGCUGGUCUGGAUCCAUGCUGGUCGCAAAGCCACUAUGUUGGUUUUCUCAUGGCGCGGAUCAUGCAUGUACUGACAAUAUGUGCAAGUUCAUUUCAUAGUGAUACAUUCUGGAAAUUUGGGCUAGACCCCUUAAGGUGUAGGAGUAUAUCAUCAAAACACAGAAGUAUUUGGUAAAUAAAUAAACCACAUGUUUACCAACAAUCUACCUGCCCUUUAUAUGUUCUGUCGUACUGUCCUAUAUGACUGGAUACUUUAAAUAUUAUCAAAAAGUUGUCCCCCUUCAAAAAUGAAUGACAUUUAUAAAGAAAAGAAAAUAAACAAAUGCUGAAACCUAUGUUCCAACUAGUUACAUGAAAUUUCAGCACUGGGACAUUUUAGCAAAUGCAUCAAAACUAAGAUAUAUAAUAUUUCUUUGAAAAUGGUGAGAUUUUAAAGGCACUGAACUGUCCAGUUGACAAUUGUUUUGAAGAGUAUAAUAUACAUAUUUUAUAUGCCAUUAUACACUUAAAAAUCUUCUAUUAAUGCAACACUUACUAAGUCCUCAAAAGUCAAGAACAAUAGUGCAUCAAAAUUUUACCAAAAUCAACUCCUGCUAUACAACAUGUACAGUACUUCAUUUUCCAAACCUCUCAUCACAAUAACACAUAAUGUUUUAUUUUUAUUAAACAUAUCAAUAGAGUAUAUGACAAAACAGAGGUUUAUUAUGUGAAAUUACUGACUUUUCAUAAAUAUAUUGUCAAGUAACUGAAGUCUUAGAAUGAAAAAUAAAAUUUUCUUCUAAGUUAUGGCAGGAUAAUGA